Stylonychia lemnae is the source of this 3678-nucleotide messenger RNA. The record is from the annotation of a GenBank genome assembly. Lineage: Eukaryota; Ciliophora; Spirotrichea; Sporadotrichida; Oxytrichidae.
AUGAUGCAUGAUAAAUACUUGUUUGUGAAUAGAGUUAUGAACUUAGAAAAAUUAAUGGAUAUGACUCACAUUAAAGAUUAAUAUUUCAAGAUUCAUGACUUGUUGCCAAGUAUGGAUUAAUUUAUCUUAGAGGCUUACAGAAUACCUUCACAUUUUAUGGAACUUUAGAAGCGUAUGUUCAAAGAAUUCAAAGGCAAGAAUUAGGGAAAGUACAAGCACCAUUCUUAAACUCUUAACUAAAAUGACACAAAUAGUAUUGAUGAGAGCAAUAGCGAUUUUGUUUGGAUUCUUAAGAAGGACGAUAUAUCUCAAAAGAAAAUCAUGAUUGUCAAUCCUGAAUCUGCCAGUGAUAUUUCAAAGAUUUAAGAAUAUCUACCUUGCAUUGUUCAGAGAAGACUUAAAAAACCUUUAACAUUCAAUAAAAACAAUGUAAUAGACUUAUUCUUAAUGAUUUAGUGUAUUUUAUCAGCAUUCGUACUUAUAUCUGACUUUCAGAAUCUGAAAAUACACAUCUUGAAUGAGACGUAGGUUAGAUUUUACUAGGGGAAUUAUUAUAUCGGAUACGAGACAAAGUAUAGAGUGGAAUACGAUAAACUGAUAAGCAUUUUGAAGAUGAAGAAUGUCCCUUUAUAAUUUACUGAAAACUAUGAUGAGCUAUGGAAUCUAAUCUGCUAGCGAGUAAUCAUGACAUUAUUCCUUCUUUAUAAUGAUGAAUUGCAAUUUUAAAUUGAUGAAUUGGGUAUACCUUGGUUACUCCAGAUUAGAGGGGAUUUCAAUUUUAAGAUCAAGGAAAAUGUCUUUGAUGAUUAAAAAGCUCAUCUUUUUAAUGAGCUCAUUAAAAUCAUUGAACAAAAGAUCAUUAAAAUUAGAGAAGAUGAGUAUAAGCAGACAGAUUAUUAUAAAAAUCUCUUAGCUAAGGCUGAAAAGACAGUCGAGAAAAACAAAGCGACUGAGCAGUAGAUCUAAAACACAAAGAUUUAUUAGAAGAAGCAAAUUAAGAUUUAAGAAGCAUUGAAGAUUGCUUAGGUUGAAGGAGUUGCUUCUGCUUUUUAUCUAUAUAAAUAAAGAAAUGACACUCUCAUGAAUAGAAUAAGAUCGAUAGAUAGAGACACCUUACUUUUAUCUGAUAGGACCAAUGACAAGUGUGUAGCUUAAAUGAAUGAAGCUCAAAAAGACAAAAUUAGAGCUAAGAUUCUUGAGACUAAAAACCAGAGCCAAUUUAAAGUUCAAAAACUGUUUUAGGAUUAAUUAGUAGAGGAUGUAGAGAGAAUAUUGAAUUGCUUAGAUUCAGAUGAGAUGAAUGAAGAUUUGUAUUUGAUUAGAAAAGUAGAUGCUAAUUUUGUUAAAGAGUCAUUUAUGACUAUCUAUCACAAGAAUAAAGGUGAUGUGGAUCAUUUGAUAAAGAACUAUGCUGUAUUGAACGUGCUAGCUCAUGAAAAAGAAUGGCUUGAACAGUAUAUAAAAGGCAUAAUAGAAAACCAAAGAAAUGCCAAAGUGUUUUUAGGCCUAAUAAAGGAUAAGUUAAAAUAAGCUGAGGUUGAAGGCUUAGGUACAGCUAAAAGCUCAGAGAAAGAAAAAGCUAAAAAGCAAAGAAAUUAAAGAGUGAAAUCUUUACUAAUGAAUAAGAAGGAGGAGGGCUAUUACUAUAGAAAAUUUUCAAUAAGAAACAUAGAUGGCAAUUUGACUUAAAGGAUGAGAACGCCAAUGAUGAUGCUGAAAUCACUCGGUGAUGUUUAGGAUAAAAAAAACAAGGAAAAACUAUAGAAACUUAUAGAUAUCUUUUUUAGUCAGCAUAAUGAUGGACCCCCUAGACCGUAUAUGGAUAGAUUUAAUCUUAAAAUUGAUCCAGACUUCAAUCAAAAUGAUUUUCUGAAUGAUUCACCUCUUGAUUCACCUAACACAUCUAUGUAGUCUAGAUAAGCUUUCUAGAUAAUUCCUAGAGAAGAAUAAUACGGCAAGAAGAAAGCUAGAAUGAGAAAGAAGUAUCAAGCCUUUACUAAUAAGAUUAAGAUUGAUAAUGAAAAGCUGUUUAACUUAGAAAGACUUGUUUCUUCACCAAAAGUUAUUAAUAGCAGUAGAGAAUAGGUGAAGUAAUUUUUCCAUGAAAAUAAUGACUCUAUAUCAUUUUAAGAGGAGUAAUUUUCAGGUCUGCAUUAAUCCGGUUUGAGAUAGCUUAAUUCAUCAAAUGACCAUGUUCCGAAAUUGCAAAUCUAAUAAAACUACAUGAAUGUUGUAAAUUCCCUUAAGACUAUUCAAGAGCAAAAUAAUCAUUAGCUCACCCCAUCCUUCAUUAGACUUACUAAGCAAUCUUCACCCUUGAAUUCAAUAUCCAUUACAAGAGACAGUUAGAUAAAAACUCCUAUCAAUGAUAAAAAGAUUGCACUCAAAUCUGGUGCUUAAACAUCGAGGCAAUCAAGACCAGAAGCUAAAUUAGCAUAGAUUAGCAAUAAGAUUAAUAUUUUUAUGGCCAAACCUCAUGCAACAUUUUAAAAUCCUAACACUAAUAGCGAGGAGUUGAAUGAGUUAAAGAGAGUGGCAUUAAAGAGUGCAAUACCUGAAAUAAAUCUUAACAAACUAAAGUCUCUCAAUAGACUAAAUAAUUGCCAAUCAGUGGGUAAUAUAAGAUCAAGAAAUAUUAUGGCAAAUUCAAGAACUGCUAUAAUUUCUUCAGAAUAAGAUUAACUACCACACCUAGCUACUGAUCCCAAACUGAUAGCAGUAAAUAGUGUUUAGCCACUCCCUAUGAUAAAUAAGUCAAGUUUAAAAUCUCAUAACAAUUAUAGCCACAAAAGCCAAAAUCAAGAUAUCUCUAUUAAAAAUGGUGAUAGGAGACCUAUCUCAGCUUUGAAUUUAAGUCAAUCACAGGGAAAAUAUCACUUAAAUCAGCUUUUUCCAUUCAAUUAGGCAUCUAAGGUUGAGAUUUAACAGGAACUUGCAAGUAUUUCAAAGAAUGAGCCUUUGGAGGGAGCUUGCGGUUCAAGAGAAAAGUCAGUGAGACUAGAAGGAGUACCCGAGGAGGAAAACUACGUUUUUAAGUCAGAGUGCAGAAUCAAAUUGAAUGAGGUUGAAUACCUUACUUUCCAAGGAGCAAUCAAGCGCUUUGGAUAUCGUAUCAAUCUAAAUGAUGAGCAUAUCAAGAGCAUCAGCAAGGAAAUCAAGUUGGAUAUUUAUCAGAUGAAUGACGUCAAGAAUUCAGCUUUCCAUAUUGUUUAUAAGGACACCAAUAAAUUCUUCAUCCAAGCUAGACACACAGUCAAUAACUUACUAAAACUUGGAUUUUUGCUGUGCAAGCACAAUUCAGUCGAAGACCAAGAGAAAGAGCUUUGGCAUUUGAUCAACCCUCAGCUUCAAAAGACUGUCACUAAGGCUGUUGUAUAGGAAUUACUCGAGGACCUUGCCUAUAUUGCUAUUGAGAUGAAUAACAAUCUUUUGAAGGGUACAGACAUUGAAGAUAGUGAAGAGAAAAAGAAGGCCAUUGACUAUUUGAACGGAGGACAAACCAAAAGAAAUGAAUUCAUUGCUAAAACUCUUUCAGGUCUAGGAGAUCAAGUAACAAAGGAGGAAUUGUGUGCAAGAAUUAGAAACGACUACUUCAAAUCAUUUAUGCUUAGACUAGCAAUUACUGGAAAGAAAAUAGUACAAGAGGUCAAGAAUGAAGCAGCUCCAGUUGUUAAAUGA